Lithohypha guttulata is the source of this 1986-nucleotide messenger RNA. RefSeq lists its product as uncharacterized. Gene Ontology annotation, biological process: carbohydrate metabolic process. The transcript is spliced from 2 exons. The coding region runs from base 1 to 1986 and encodes 661 amino acids. The record is from RefSeq and is a predicted model, not a curated record. NCBI's taxonomy places the organism in Eukaryota, Fungi, Ascomycota, Eurotiomycetes, Chaetothyriales, Trichomeriaceae.
AUGAAGUCAAUACGCCUUCUUGCAUUCGCAUGUGCGGCUUCAGCCCACGUGCCCUACAGCCAAUAUGUUCUGACACCUAAAUCUAGAACGUUACGUCCAGCUUCUGUAUAUAGUAUCAAUGGUACUGUACAAAAUGCUCAAAGCCUAGUGGGAGGAAAUGCAAAUGCUGUCUUCGUUGGCCAAUCAGCUGUUACAUACGACUUUGGCAAAAAUGUCGGCGGUUUGGUCUCUUUCAAUGUAUCAGAGGUAACUACCUCUGGAGCCUAUAUUGGGAUCUCCUUCACUGAAUCGAGUAUCUGGAUCAACCCUGAAGGUUGUGACGCUACAGCAGAUGCUGGUAUUGAUGCCGCUUUGUGGUGGCAAGUCUCAUCAGGCAGUUCCUAUACUGCCCAGAAGCAGUUUCAGCGAGGCGGUUUCCGUUAUCUUAAUGUCUACCACAACACAACAGGCAACGUCACCCUUUCCGAUUUGACCGUCUAUUACACGGCUAUACCUCAUUACUCGGAGGAACAGCUCGCACAGGGUAUCCAAACCGGCUAUUUCCAUUGUGAAGAUGAGCAAAUAAACAGAAUCUGGUAUGCAGGGGCCUACACAAACGAGCUUUGCACAAUCGAUCCGACAACAGGUAACAGCCUUAUCUAUCUCGGCGUUGUCAACAGCUCGAGUGUUGUGACCACACCUCUGCCAUGGUAUAGUAACACGACAAUCUCCAACGGCUCGGCAGUGCUUGUAGAUGGUGCCAAGCGAGACCGUCUUGUUUGGCCUGGAGACAUUCUUAUUUCUCAACCAGGUAUCUUUGUCUCAUCCUAUGAUAUGGAGAUGCUGCGAGACUCGCUGGAUUCGCUUCUCGUUCUGCAGAACGCCUCGGGAGCACUCCCCUAUGCUGGUCGACCAUUUGGUAACGAGACCUAUUUGAGACAAAAUUGGAACACUUUUAAGUCGGCCCUCAACUUCUCAUUAUCCUUUAUCGACGACAGUGGCAUGGCAAAUGUCACUACCCCUGCUGAUUGGCUUCGAUUUGGUAUGGGAGGCCACAACAUCGAGGCAAAUGCUAUCCUCUACUUCGUGCUCAAUCUAGGCACCAACCUCGCUAACCUUUUGGGCGACACCUCAAUGUUUGUACAAUCAUGGCCAGCACUUGCAGAAGGCAUCAAAUCAGCAGCUAACAAUCAGUUGUGGGAUCCUAAACUAAAUCUUUACCGUGACAACGAUACUCAGCCUCUCACCGAUUUACACCCUCAAGACGGAAAUGCUUGGGCUAUCAUCAGCAACCUCACACUAAACAGUGAACGUGCAAGAAACAUCUCAGAAGCCCUCCAAGCAAGAUGGGGUCCAUACGGAGCACCAGCACCCGAAGCAGGCGAAACAGUGUCCCCCUUCGUCAGCGGCUUCGAACUCCAAGCACAUUACCGCGCUGGACGACCAGCUGCAGCCGUCAAUCUAACCAAACUCAUGUGGGGCUUCAUGCUCGACGACCCUCGCAUGACGAACUCGACUUUCAUCGAAGGCUACUCGACCAACGGCGACCUGCACUACGCACCAUACGCCAAUGAUCCGAGAAUCUCUCAUGCCCACGGCUGGGCAACUGGUCCGACUUCAACGCUGACAUUCUACGGUGCAGGACUUCAAGUCACGUCCGCAGCAGGCAAGACCUGGCUGAUUGAGCCGCAGCUCGGUGGAUUGAGUAAUAUUGAGGCCGGGUUUCAGACGAACCUAGGCAGCUUCUCGACACAAACGACAGCGCUACAGGGUGGAGGCUUGAAUGUCACGUUUAGUACGCCGACGAACACCUCGGGCACGCUCAGGUUAAGCUACAGCGGCACGUUGGCAAGUCUAACGGUGAUGAAUCUGGAGGCGGAAAGUGGUAUGACUAGCCAGAAGAUGGCUAAGAGACAGAUGCAGAGCGAUGAGGCAGGGACGAAAGUGGUGACUCUAUCUGAUCUGCCAGGUGGAAAUUAUACAGUGGUUCUUCGGACUGUGGACUGA